CGGCGCACGCCUCCUCGCCAGCCGCUACACUGCUACACCACCGCACCCCGCAUGAGAUGAGAGCCGCAGCCACAUCCACUGCCGCCGCGCUCCUCGCCCCGCGCCUGACGUGCUCCGCCAUCCGCGCUCGCCUCUCCUCCUCCCGCCUCCCACUCCGCCGCAUCGCCGCCAUGGCCGCCGCCCCCUCCUCCUUCCGUCCGGAGGAGGCGCGCUCCCCUCCCGCCCUCGAGCUCCCGAUCCCGCCUCUCUCCAAGUUCAAGGUGGCGAUGUGCCAGCUCUCGGUGACGCCGGACAAGGCUCGCAACAUCGCGCACGCGCGUGCGGCCAUCGAGGCGGCGGCCGCCGACGGCGCCAAGCUCGUGCUCCUCCCCGAGAUAUGGAACGGUCCGUACUCAAAUGACAGCUUUCCAGAGUACGCUGAGGACAUUGAAGCUGGUGGAGAUGCAGCCCCUUCGUUUUCAAUGAUGUCGGAGGUUGCUCGCAGCUUGCAAAUUACUCUUGUUGGUGGGUCCAUAGCUGAACGUUCUGGUAACAACUUGUACAAUACAUGCUGCGUCUUUGGUUCAGAUGGCAAGCUUAAGGGUAAACAUAGAAAGAUCCAUCUUUUCGACAUUGAUAUUCCAGGGAAGAUUACUUUCAAGGAAUCAAAGACUCUUACUGCUGGGCAGAGUCCUACUGUUGUAGAUACAGAUGUCGGCCGAAUUGGUAUUGGUAUAUGCUAUGACAUCCGUUUCCAGGAAUUAGCAAUGCUGUAUGCUGCAAGAGGUGCUCAUUUGUUGUGCUAUCCUGGUGCAUUCAACAUGACCACUGGACCAUUGCACUGGGAGCUGCUGCAAAGGGCGAGGGCUGCAGACAACCAGCUGUUUGUUGCAACAUGUGGUCCGGCUCGAGAUGCCAGUGCAGGUUAUGUUGCUUGGGGGCACUCCACUCUUGUUGGGCCUUUCGGAGAGGUGAUUGUGACUACUGAGCAUGAGGAGACAACUAUAAUAGCAGAGAUUGAUUAUUCAUUGAUUGAGCAGAGGAGGCAAUUUCUUCCUCUGCAAUACCAACGGCGUGGCGAUCUCUACCAGCUGGUAGAUGUCCAGAGACUGGGUUCUCAGUAGCGAGCCUGGAUGCAGCUGUGAGCCUGUGAAGAAGCAGGAGAGUCGUUGACUCUGUAGGCUUGCUCGUACUACUUCGUUCAUGAGAUGCACAUGCAUGCCCUUGUCUUUAGAGUAAUACUCCUAAAGAAAUUAUGAUGUGGGAAGAUGGAGAAGAUGAAUAAAGCCACUCAUAAUUUGUAGUACCUUCAGCGCCCCGUGUUGCCAAAGAUAAUUAGUCCUGUGUAUUAAGACGAUGUCUUGCCUUCAUGAAACAAAGAUAAAUGGAAAGAUGUUGCUCUGAUUUGUUUCUUGGCUCCA
This is a messenger RNA of Setaria italica (foxtail millet), 1400 nucleotides long. Its product is annotated as omega-amidase, chloroplastic. The record is from RefSeq and is a predicted model, not a curated record. The transcript has 10 exons. Gene Ontology annotation, biological process: oxaloacetate metabolic process; L-glutamine metabolic process. Gene Ontology annotation, molecular function: omega-amidase activity. The coding region runs from base 57 to 1103 and encodes 348 amino acids. Gene Ontology annotation, cellular component: mitochondrion. NCBI's taxonomy places the organism in Eukaryota, Viridiplantae, Streptophyta, Magnoliopsida, Poales, Poaceae.